Molecule: messenger RNA, 573 nt
Organism: Erigeron canadensis
Lineage: Eukaryota; Viridiplantae; Streptophyta; Magnoliopsida; Asterales; Asteraceae
Exons: 1
Coding region: 1-573 (190 amino acids)
Source: RefSeq, a predicted model, not a curated record
AUGAAAGAGUUUACUGUGAAAGGCAUUUGUGAUGCGAUUGAUGAGACUUUAGUGACUAAUAUUCACGGAGUGACUAGAUGGAGUAAGUUGGUACCUCGCAAGGUCAAUGUUCUUGUAUGGAGAAUCCUCAUAAAUAGAAUUCCCACCCGUAUUAAUUUGGUUAAUAAAGGGGUGGAUAUUCCAUCUUCUCUUUGUCCAUUAUGUGGAAACUCUAUAGAAACUUGCAAUCAUAUUUUUGGACAAUGUGCGGUUGCUUCAAGAUUAUGGAGUUUAGUUACUAAAUGGCUCCAAAUUGCGCCUAUUCCUUUGCAAGGGCCUACUCAUAUCAUCAUUUAUAUCGAUGACAUGCAUGUAUCCAAGGAUAAGAAAGAUAUUAUUGAGGCUAUAAUAUAUUGUGUAUGGUGGUCGAUAUGGAAAUAUAGAAACGAAGAGGUUUUCAACAACGGGAUGAAUCGCAAAGAGUUCCUGUUUGAUCUCAUUUUUACCCAGUCUUAUAUGUGGUAUUCGUGUAGAUGCAAAAAGAAACGAAUUUCUUGGGUUGAAUGGCUUAAUUGCCCUCUUUUUGUUCCGUAG